ACGUCCAGACGCUUGGUGGCCUCGGGAGGCGCCGUAGUCUCCUCGCAGAAGGAAGGAAGGAAGGUGGCUGUCGAGGAGCUGCUAUGGUGCUGAGUUUCCUGGCAGAGCCGACCGAGUCGAGACGGUCGCGGCCAUGAAGGCAGGUGCCACAUCCAUGUGGGCUUCGUGCUGCGGGCUGCUGAAUGAAGUCAUGGGCACUGGAGCCGUCAGGGGCCAGCAGUCGGGGUUCCCGGGGGGCGCUGGCCCGUUCCGAUUCACACCACACUCAGAUUUUUCUGCCUACCCACCGGCACCUGCAGAAGGGCCUAAUAUAGUCUGCAAAGCCUGUGGCCUCUCGUUUUCAGUCUUUAGAAAGAAGCAUGUGUGCUGUGACUGCAAGAAGGAUUUCUGCUCCGUGUGCUCGGUCUCCCAAGAAAACCUCCGCCGCUGCUCCACCUGUCAUCUGCUGCAGGAGACGGCCUUCCAGAGGCCGCAGCUCAUGCGCCUGAAGGUGAAGGACCUGCGGCAGUACCUCACCCUGCGGAACAUCCCCACCGACACCUGCCGCGAGAAGGCGGACCUGGUGGACCUGGUGCUGUGCCACCGCAGACUGGGCUCUGAGGACGACCUGGACACCAGCAGCCUCCACUCCUCCCGCUCCCAGGCUUCCAGCUUUUUUACAGAGUCCCUGCUCUCCCACUACACAGUGCCCUCAGCCACCCAGGCCUCCUUUCCAGGCGAGCUCGCAGAUGGAACUCUGGCACAGGUGCAGAGCGAGGCGGCUUCCGCAAACACGGAGGACGAGGACGAGGAGGAGGAGGAGGACGACGACGAUGAUGACGACGACGACGAGGAGGAGGAUGAGAACUUGGAGGAGGAGAUGCCUGGGCUCUCCAGGAAGCGGGGCAGAGCCUCCCUGUCCGAUCUGUCCAGCCUGGAGGAGGUGGAGGCCAUGAGCGUGCGCCAGCUCAAGGAGGUCCUGGCGCGCAACUUCGUCAGCUACUCGGGCUGCUGCGAGAAGUGGGAGCUGGUAGAGAAGGUCAGCCGGCUGUACAAGGAGAACGAGGAGAACCAGAAGUCGUAUGGCGAGCGGCUACAGCUGCAGGAUGAGGAGGACGACAGCCUGUGCCGCAUCUGCAUGGAUGCCGUCAUCGACUGCGUCCUGCUCGAGUGCGGACACAUGGUCACCUGCACCAAGUGCGGCAAGCGCAUGAGCGAGUGUCCCAUCUGCCGGCAGUACGUGGUGCGUGCCGUGCAUGUGUUCAAGUCCUAGGCCGCACUGCCCAGCUGGACCCCAAACAUUUCCGUGCACAGAGUGACUGGAAACUCACUGUUCAAAGGCAGAAGCUAUUUUUAAAAAUUAUUUUCAUUACUAAUGGGGACAGGCAAGUUCAUCCUAAGUCGAAGACACACUGGUCGGCACCAUCAGUCUGUGGACACUGGGCCCACGUUCCGUGGGGCUUUCCCUUGUUCCUGGGAGCCCAGACUGCUGAGGUCGGCGUGGUGCCAGCCUGGGGUCCUGGCGCUGGACUCCUUUCCUGCGUGGACAGCACUUGGUGGGGUGAGCGCACUGUCACAGCGGCUGAUGGGGCACGUGCCUCACGUGGCCCUGCGACUUUCCCAUUACUAGUUAUGUGUAUUUUAAAUGCUAACAUUUGAUGAAUGUAAGUUUCCACAUCGUUGCUAUUUCUGCAUUUUAACCUAAUUGGGAACGGAUGUUCCGUAGUCAACUGCCAGGGCCUUAGACUAAAUGUGUCCCUUUCUGUUCAGGUACAGCUUUUUAUAGCAAGGGCUGCCUCUAGCUUCUUACGUUACAAGAGUGAGUGUUAUGUUCUUAUUAAUUAGUGUAUGAUCAGUUUACACUGUUUUGUAGGGUGAAGGUGUAUUUUUUGUGCUACCUGCUAGCUAAUUUCAACUUUAGAAAAUAAAUUCAGAUGUAAAAAAUG
Molecule: messenger RNA, 1925 nt
Organism: Octodon degus (degu)
Lineage: Eukaryota; Metazoa; Chordata; Mammalia; Rodentia; Octodontidae
Gene: Rnf34
Product: ring finger protein 34
Exons: 6
Coding region: 134-1252 (372 amino acids)
Biological process (GO): negative regulation of extrinsic apoptotic signaling pathway via death domain receptors; proteasome-mediated ubiquitin-dependent protein catabolic process; protein K48-linked ubiquitination
Cellular component (GO): plasma membrane; cytoplasm
Molecular function (GO): ubiquitin protein ligase activity
Source: RefSeq, a predicted model, not a curated record